Messenger RNA from Odontomachus brunneus, 3398 nucleotides. RefSeq names its product KAT8 regulatory NSL complex subunit 2 (gene dgt1). The record is from RefSeq and is a predicted model, not a curated record. The transcript is spliced from 10 exons. Lineage: Eukaryota; Metazoa; Arthropoda; Insecta; Hymenoptera; Formicidae. Gene Ontology annotation, cellular component: NSL complex. The coding region runs from base 340 to 1842 and encodes 500 amino acids.
CUCGCAACGCCGUGAGCGUCAUUCUAUCUUUGUGCUCGAGGGUUAAGUGAACCAAACUAACCAACCAAACGCUACCGUGAUCACGAAACGAAAAAAUAUAAUUGCCUUUAGCAAUAUAGUAGUAUUACAUAUAUGGAGAUUUGUCACCGUUCGCCAUAAUUUAUGUCAGUAAUUUAUUUCCAUAUUAGUUUUUCAACAGCAUUAUUGUUAGACGUGAUUUGUAACUUUAUGGUAAUUAUGACUACGAUGAUCCGUCGCGCAUCUGAUCCGCUUCGCUCGGAGUGCGUUUAACGAUUGCUGGACACAAUAUUUCUCUGCAUAUCGUAAUCAAGGCAAGGAAUGUUUCGAAUACCUAAAUCUUCAAUCGCUUCUUCUACUGCUGCUACGACAAUGGCAAAACGACCUAAGCAAAUCCAAGGUUGCCUGUACACGUCUUACGAAUGCACGCAGCCAUGCCUAGAAGAUUAUUCUUACUGUGCCAAACAUAUCCUUGAAGAUCCCAGCGCGCCCUACAAACAAUGUGCUUUUGUCUACAAUACGAAUGGAAGAAAAUGUCAUAAUCCGGCUCCCAAACUGGACAGGAGAGAUAUCUCAUACUGCAACGAACAUUCUAGGAAGGCUCAGAUCUCGCGCAUCAAAUCGACAUCGCGUCGUUCCCUGCCGCAAACGCCAGAAAUGCUGCUACUUAAUUUAAGUCACUACGUAAAACCUACAGAUUCCAGUGCCGAGGAUACGGAAGAAGAGAGCGGAAAAGUGAAAGCGCUGGAUCCUUUCACCGAAGUUGAUGCUUACAGAGUAAAUGCAAGUGGAUGCGACAUUUUAGAUUAUGCUAGUUCGUCAGAAAGCGACGUUGAACCCACUGUCGUUAAUGACACACUGAGGGGGAUUUAUCUCGACGAUAGUGAUAACGAAAGUUUACAUAGUCCGCAAGAAGAUCCCUUGAAUAUCAAUUUUUUAAGGCACGCCGGGAUAUUCACUGCAGAAGAGGUAAUUUAUAUUGCGAGGGAAAAAUUAAUUAAGCUUCAAUCUCUUUAUAUUGAUCAGUUUAGAAGAUUGCAAUAUAUAUUGAAAGAAAAAAGACGAAAGUAUCUGCUCGCUCUCAAGAAAGAAAAGGAAACAUUAUGUAGCAUACAUGAUCAGACCAAAGAAACUGCGAAAGAGAAGAAGAUUUAUGAGAAGCUGAAGGCUCUAAAUCGUUAUCACAGACGAAGCGGCGUUGAAGCUAUAUUAUACAGAAAAUCGUUAGAACGUCGCGCGCAAGUAACCGAGGGACCUGCUCAGAAACCACCCAAUGUAUCCAAGUGCAUAUUCACCGAAGGUGGCGUGAAAUGUGGCGAAAGAACUCUUCCAUCGGCUAAACAUUGCCGCAAACAUAUCUUAAAGGACCAACAUCAGGUUUUGUUCAAAGCAUGCGGAGCAGUACGGGCGGAUAUAGAAUGUCACGAGCCUGUACCCGUAAUUUUCGACUCCAAUUGUGUUUUUCAUAUGAAUUUGCCAUCGCCAUGCAAAUUGGAACCUAUGAAGUUUGAAGAACAGAAACCCACCAUAUUGGAAACAUCAUUGACCGACAGUCAGUCGAUGGAAAUUGAUGUGGUAGGUGAGGCACAGGAGAUCGAUCCCGACGAUGAUAUGGCGGGUCUGAUGAGAGAGAUGAAUGAUUCUACUCACGUAAAACCAGCGUUUAACGAGAGCUUAAACAGUGAAACCAGUACAGACACGGCAUUCAGUUUGUCGGCGCAAAUGAGCGAUCGCGACGAAUUCGUUACUAGGAGACAUGUUCACAUUGAGACGAUUAUAGAAGUUUCUCAGGUCGCUGAUUCCAAAUCUACCAUCAAAAUUUAAAUUGGAAAUGGCGGACUUAAGAUGACGGCUAUUUCCACUUUCCAUGAAAGCUUAAACAUUGAUAUAUUUAAAAUAUGAACUUGGGUCAGGUUUUGUUCUGAUCACUGAUCACAAAAAUAGAAUGUAAAAAUUUAAUUUUAAAAUAAUAGAUCUCAGAUUGUGACUUCUUCAAGAAACUUUUGAACAUACUCACUCCCACAUAGCACAAAUCUCUAAAAGACUUCUUAAAGAAUUCUAAAAGUGUCCUGGAGGACUUGGGAACUCUUUUGGAACUCUUUAAGAAGUCUUUUAGAGAUUUGUGCUAUAUGGGUUCUCGACUACAGCUCAAAAUCUAUUAUUUCGUAUAUAUUGUCGAUAAUUGUGAAUAGUAAUGCAGUUAUAUAACUUGCAUAGCCAAUAAUCUACUUGUCAAUAAGACGCCUCUUCUAUGCAUUUGCUGAGCGAGACGGAGAAACAUCCGAAGAGACGUCAUUAGUAUGCCAACUAAAAGUUAAAUUUCUUGAUAAGUUUAGAUAACUAUUUUCUCGAAAAUAUUAAAUUUAACUCUAGGUACACACGGGGGUCUCCGAGACCCCAGGCAUAGUUUGAAACUCUAGUAUUAGUAGAGAUAAUAAGUAAGGAGGAUACGACCACCGUAUAAAAAAAAACUUGAAGUCUUCUCUGUAGAUAGCAAUUGUCGGAGUAGUCAAUUGUCUGUUGGUUUUGUGGUAAUUCACACGUAAAGUAAGCCCAGUCUCCUAGAUCUCAGUGUGUACUUCGUGUAACUUUUUUUGCAAGUAUAUUUUGUAAUUAAUUUUAUUCGAGUUCAUAGUAUAAAUAUAUAUUCUAAAAAAUGUUAGAUUAAAUAAGUAAUGUAAAAAAAGAACUAAUUUUUAUUGGGAGACAGAAACACACGGACUAAACGCCCAAAAUGAUACUUGUUGGGUGAAUGUUAUUUGCCGCUUUUUAUUUGACGUUUUUCUUUUUCUGUUUCUAUUUCUGUUACAUGCAUUACAAGUUAUUGAGUUUGUAUUUUUUAACAAAAUCUUAACUCUUAUACUUGUUUACAAAACUGCCAAGAAAUAAUAUGAAAAAUCGUCAAUCUUGGAGCCUUGUAAUUUUCAUGAUAAUAUUCCAAUAUUUAAGUGACGAUUUUUUUCUUUGUACCUUGAAAUGCCCUUUCAAAAUUUGAAAACUUUUUUGGAUUAUCUCUAUUAUUAAAAAAGAUAUGCAUUUUUCAAGCUAUUUCAGUAAAAUGACGUUUCCUUUGCAUUUAUGAGUAUUUCUAAUGUUUCAACACAUCUUUAUUAUGUGAUGCUUAUUAUGAUUUAAUCCUAAUUCUUAAUAAAUAUAUGUGUUUAUCAGUCUAUUAACAAUCGGGAAAAAAGUCAAAAUACAGUGAUUUUUAUCGGAGUUAUAAUAAAAAAAGUAGCUGGGAUCCCUCAGACAAUAUAGCAUCUCCCCAGUGUAGCAUCUACGUAUGCGAAAAAUAAGUGUGUAUACCUAGGGUUAAGAGUAUACUGAUUUUAUACGUGUAGAUUUAGUCUCGAUCUACAAUAGAUUUCGUAAGAAAUUGA